This is a messenger RNA of Gongylonema pulchrum, 304 nucleotides long. The record is from the annotation of a GenBank genome assembly. NCBI's taxonomy places the organism in Eukaryota, Metazoa, Nematoda, Chromadorea, Rhabditida, Gongylonematidae.
GCCGCAGCAUGAUACACCGCAACGAACACCGGAGGAGCUGGAACUGCUGGAUGCUGCCAAAUGUGGUGAUCUUACCACCGUAAAGAGAAUCAUCGAGCUAACUGAUGGCAAAAUUAUAAAUUGUAAAGAUUUUGAUGGGCGCGAAUCGACCCCACUUCAUUUUGCUGCUGGCUAUAAUCGUGUGGAAGUACUGAAGUACCUGCUUGAAAAUGGUGCUGAUAUUGAAGCCCGGGAUACAGGUUGGUUGGUACCGUUACAUAACGCUUGUGCAUAUGGUCAUUUGGUGGUCGCGGAAUUGCUAGUG